CCAGCAACCAAAUCAAAAUCAGAGCCAAGCAGGGAGAGCAGAGCACCCGCAGCCACCAGCUCCAGCUACCGGGUCCUCCCUCCGCCUCCCUCUCCAUCCUUCCUUGGCCUCCAGCAACUCCAUUCCGCGAUUCAUGGCGGCGCCCAAGUCCAUCGACCGGGUCGCGGCGCGGCGGGUGGUCCCGGCCGAGCCCACGCCGGCCGGGCCUCUCCGCCUCUCGUGGUUGGACCGGUACCCCACGCAGAUGGCGCUCAUCGAGUCGCUCCAUGUGUUCAAGCCGGCCCCUGACCGCGUCGCUGCCGGCGGCGACGUCGAUGCCUCCGCCACCGGCCCGGCCAGGACGAUCGAGCGCGCCCUGGCCCGGGCAUUGGUCAGCUACUACCCGCUGGCCGGCCGGCUGGUGCUCUCGGAGGACGGCGCGCAGCAGGCGGUGGACUGCAGCAACGCGGGCGUGUGGUUCACGGAGGCCGCGGCGGCGUGCAGCCUCGAGGACGUGGACUACCUGGAGGCCCCGCUGAUGAUCCCCAAGGACGAGCUCCUCCCGCCCACGCCCGCCGGCGAGGAUGAGCGCGCGCUCGUCCUGCUCGUCCAGGUCACCGCCUUCGCGUGCGGCGGCUUCGUCGUCGGGUUCCGGUUCAGCCACGCGGUCGCCGACGGGCCCGGCGCCGCGCAGUUCAUGAACGCCGUCGGGGAGCUGGCGCGCGGCGCGGGGGCCGCGCCGGCGGAGCCGCAGUGGGGCCGCGACGCGAUCCCGGACCCCGCGGCCGCCCUGGUCGGCAGCCUCCCGCGCCCCGACGGCGCCAAGCGGCUCGAGUACCUCGCCAUCGACAUCUCCGCCGACUACAUCAACCACUUCAAGGGCCAGUACAGCGCGGCGCACGGCGGCGCCGCCUGGUGCUCGGCGUUCGAGGUGCUGAUAGCCAAGGCGUGGCAGAGCCGCACCCGGGCCGCCGGGUUCGAGCCGGACUCCCCCGUCCACCUCUGCUUCGCCAUGAACGCGCGGCCCAUGCUGCACGCCUCCCUCCCGCGCGGCGGCGCCGGGUUCUACGGCAACUGCUACUACAUCAUGCGGGUGUCGGCGCCGGCGGGCAAGGUGGCCGGGUCGUCGGUCACGGAGGUGGUCAAGAUCAUCAAGGACGGGAAGCGGCGCAUGCCCGCGGAGUUCGCGCGGUGGGCGGCGGGGGAGAUGGGCGCCGACGACGGCGUCGACCCGUACCAGAUCACGUCCGACUACCGGACGCUGCUGGUGUCCGACUGGACGCGGCUCGGGUUCGCGGAGGUGGACUACGGGUGGGGCCCGCCCGCGCACGUCGUGCCGCUGACGAACCUGGACUACAUCGCCACGUGUAUCCUGGUGAAGCCGUGGGCCCACAAGCCAGGGGCGCGGCUCAUCACGCAGUGCGUCACCCCGGACCGCGUCGCCGCCUUCCACGAGGGCAUGCUCGACAUGAACUGAACAAGUCUGAUGGUCUGAUGGAGGAGAGCGAGCCAGUCAGGGAAGCCGAAGGCGAGAAGGAAGCUCGUGGUUAAGGUUAAUGACGUGAUUAGGUGGGUAAUUAGAGAUGGUUGUUGGUGUCAUGUGGGGAUUGGUAUCGGAUUAGCUAACUGGUGGGGGUUGAUGAGUGUUGCUGGUUGGUGAAUGUGUGCGUAGCACCUGAAUAACCGAACUCCUGAAUUCAAGAAGGUUUUGGGGGAACUGAACUGUAUUGCAUUGCAUUUGGUGGGAAGCCACCACCUGCUUACACCGAUAUUGGAUUAUUUCAUCUUUGAUCAUACUAGUACCUGGCAAUUUGUUAA
Molecule: messenger RNA, 1797 nt
Organism: Panicum hallii
Lineage: Eukaryota; Viridiplantae; Streptophyta; Magnoliopsida; Poales; Poaceae
Product: acyl transferase 7-like
Exons: 1
Coding region: 134-1456 (440 amino acids)
Source: RefSeq, a predicted model, not a curated record